Molecule: messenger RNA, 1647 nt
Organism: Clunio marinus
Lineage: Eukaryota; Metazoa; Arthropoda; Insecta; Diptera; Chironomidae
Source: the annotation of a GenBank genome assembly
GUACAAAGUUAUUCUCCAUUUAGAAUAAAUCUUUCGUUGGCAUACAAUAAAAUCAAUUGAGAUCUUUCAAAGCAGUGAAUUAAGCCACAAAUACUUAAAUGCUUGAAAUGCCGAAUCCUCCAUUGAUUCUGGAUAAAGAGUCAUCCAUCAUGGAUAGUGAUUUAUUAAUGUCAACAACAAUGAUGACGACAACACCAACGAUAAAUAUUUCCAUGCCUGAAGACAUGGUUUUCAAUGCCGGACAUCAGUUGUCAAUAAUAGUCUACAGUAUUUUAAUGUUUAUAUCAGCUUUUGGGAAUAUUACUGUAUUAGUCCUUCUUAUAAAAAGACGCUUACGAUCUCCAAGCAGACUUGACAUUAUGUUAACUCAUUUAGCAAUUGCUGAUUUAAUGGUUACAUUUCUUCUAAUGCCACUUGAGAUUGGUUGGGCAAUAACAGUUCAGUGGACAGCAGGUGAUGCGAUGUGUCGCAUUAUGAUGUUUUUUCGGACUUUUGGGUUGUACUUGUCAAGUUUCAUUCUUGUUUGCAUAUCAGUAGACAGAUUUUAUGCAGUUUUACGACCUUUGAGUAUGAAAGAAUAUCGCGGGAAAAUCAUGAUUGCAAUCGCUUGGAUUCUCUCUGCUCUAUGUUCAGCUCCACAGUCGGUAAUUUUUCAUGUUGACACCCACCCAAUUUUCUCAAAUUUCACGCAGUGCGUGUCGUUCAAUGUGCUUUCAACAUCAGGAGAGUUCGCGUACAAUAUUUUGUGUUUAUUGAUGAUGUAUGCGGUGCCACUUUUAAUUAUUGUUUUCUCCUAUGGCUCAAUUUAUUACGAAAUAUUUCAAAAAAGUCGAAUAAAAAAUUCAGACCGCUUUCGUAGAUCAAGUAUAAAUGUGUUGGGUCGAGCGAAACGAAGAACUUUAAGGAUGACAAUUACAAUUGUGAUUGUGUUUAUCGUUUGUUGGACGCCCUAUUACGUGAUGGUUGUGUGGUUCUUCAUGGAUCCCGAAGAAGCAAAGAAAGCUGAUAUUUUAUUACAGAAAAGCUUAUACUUAUUCGCUUGCACGAAUAGCUGCAUGAAUCCAAUUGUCUAUGGUGUCUUCAAUUUAAAGCGAAAUAAAACCGACAGAAACACGUUCAGUUUUAAUACGCAUUAUUCUGAUUCGAAACGUAAAAGGACUCAAAAUUCAAGAAUGGAGAACUUUAGCCGAGAGUCAUCGAAAACGAUUUGCAUUAAUAUUUAAUUUGUGUCUCUCUCUUUCUUCGAGCUGUGGAGAUUCUUACAUCAAUGGGCCAACAAACGGAUUCAAAUUUGAUGGAUCGACAGAAAUGAUUAAUUCAGAAAUAAUACAGCUCACUUCCUGACGGAAUGGUGUCACAUUUAACUUGAUGAACUGAAAUAAGUAACUUUAAAGACGAUAACAAAGUAAAGUGAUGAUGAUAGUAACCGUUGUGAAAAUUUGUUUAAUGUCCACACUGUGGGUGACGUUUUCUGUGGCAAGUAUCUACAUAAUUGCUUUUCCGCGAAAAAUUUGUCUUUGUAGUUGAAAAUAAAUGUUUAAUGUUUAAAUCUUCGUACUUAUAUAAAUGAUGAUAAUUUCGCGGUGCUAUUCAUUGACCAUUGAAGAAGAAAAUAAAUGAAGAAAUAUAAAAUAGAUGUUGACAAAC